Molecule: messenger RNA, 7119 nt
Organism: Anguilla rostrata (American eel)
Lineage: Eukaryota; Metazoa; Chordata; Actinopteri; Anguilliformes; Anguillidae
Product: neurabin-2-like
Exons: 11
Coding region: 265-2826 (853 amino acids)
Biological process (GO): calcium-mediated signaling; neuron projection development; actin filament organization
Cellular component (GO): actin cytoskeleton; postsynaptic density; dendrite
Molecular function (GO): actin filament binding
Source: RefSeq, a predicted model, not a curated record
UGUUGCGGGAGGACCAGAACUCUGCAAUAAAGCAUUUGAAAAAAUUCAAGAGAUCAAAAUGAUGUAAUAAAAGAGGGAUUAAGAACAAGCAAUCCGUCGCGAGUGGAAAAUCCGGGGAUCACUGGUGCUCUAAAUUGUUAUUCGCUUAGCAGGUUGCGGUGAAUGCUUUCAUUAUUUUAUUUUAUUUUUUUGCAGUCGCGGUCAUUUUCCACAUAAAGGGGAGCUAUGCCGUUACUGCUCUUCUGCGGCGACGCUUGAUUAACCAUGAUGAAGACCGAGUCGCCGUCCACUGCGAGCGCUAACAGCAGCUCCAACUCCAGCUCCACACUGAGGAGCCCGUCUCCGCAUCGGAAUGCCUACGAGGCGGGGAUUCAGGCACUCAAACAGGCGACGGACGCCCUAAACAGUGCUGCUAAUGGGGAUAGCCAGGAUGCCAAGGCAAAAGCCGCUGCUCGUGGGCGCAGAUAUGGCUCCAAUGUGCACCGCAUUAAGAACAUGUUCAUGCAGAUGAGCACCUCUGUGCCAGGUGAGGGCGAGGACCCAGCAAAGCCCAACGACCGGUCGGUCCGCCUGUCCCUCCCCAGGGCCAGCAGCCUUAAUGAGAACGUGGACCACAGCGCUCUGCUCAAGCUGGGCUCUAGUGUUUCAGAGCGGGCCAGCCGCUUUGAUCCCAAGGGAGAUGGUGGCCAGUCACGUGGGUCCUCGGGCAUCUCCAAGCUUCAGGAGACCCGCAAAAUCUUCGAGCAGCGGCACAUGCAGGAGAAGCAGGCGGCCACCAACCGCAUCCUGCUGAAGAAGGAGCGGGCUUCCGGCUUCCAGGAUGGCCGGCUGGACUACCUGGUGCCCUUCAACGGCAGCACGGAGUCUCUGGACAGCCUGGACGCGGGUGCCACCGAGGCCGUCUCGCCCACCGUCCGCCAGCUGAGCGCAGAGUUCGAAAAGGGCGACCUCCGCAACAACCUGCACCGACCCUCCUCUGUCUCCCCGCUGUCCUCUCGGGGGGUCAGCCCUCCACCUGGGAAGGUGGGCGUCCUCAACUCCAAAAUCAUUUCCAAGAGGGCGCGCACUUUCCCGCAGGGAAACCAGGAGGACGGCGGGCAGGAAAUGGACCAAGAGGAUUCACCCAGGAGCCCCAAGAGCAAGGUGAACUCCCAGCCUAAGGAGGAACCUGGUUCCGACAGACUGAGAAAAGAGGGCGCCACUGGGGACCUGCACAAGGCCAUGCCAGAGUUGGGGGGCAGCAGGGAAAAGGAGGGCAUAGACUCCAGUGCCAGGGAUCAAAUCGAAAAGGAGUCUAAGCCGGUGGGGCAGGAAGACUCUGGUGGCCUGGAGGUUGGGAGCAGAGUGGUGCAGGCUGAGGUUCACGCCUCGCUGGAGAACGGGGAAGCAGCCGCAGAGAAGGAGGCCGGUGAAGCAGGCCUGUCGGCCCCCGAGGGCCCUUGCACCGCAAAGGGCAAGGAGGAAGGAGAGGGGGAUGAGCUAGAUGAGUCCCCACAGGGAGGGGAGGACAGAGGAGAGGAGUCCCGUAAGGAGGAUUACUCUGAAGGCGACCUGGUGGAUAUCAGUGCGUACAGCGGCAUCGGGGAGGACUCCGGAGGGAGUCAGCUCGAUGACGAGGAGGAAGAGGAGGAAGCCUACGAGCCGGAGUCCACCUGCUCUGAGGUCCCGGGAUUGCCUGCUGAGGAGGAUCCGCCGCCCAGCCGCAAGAUUGGCUUCAGCACCGAGCCAAUCAAGGUCUUCACGACCUACUCCAACGAGGACUACGACCGGCGCAAUGACGACGUGGACCCCAUGGCGGCCUCGGCCGAGUACGAGCUGGAGAAGAGGGUGGAGCGGCUGGACCUUUUCCCCGUGGAGCUGGAGAAAGACGGAGACGGCCUGGGGAUCAGCAUCAUCGGGAUGGGCGCGGGGGCGGACAUGGGCCUGGAGAAGCUGGGCAUCUUCGUGAAGACGGUCACCGAGGGAGGGGCAGCACACAGAGAUAACAGGAUUCAAGUGAAUGACCUGAUCGUGGAGGUGGACGGCACCAGUUUGGUUGGGGUGACCCAAACCUUUGCCGCGUCGGUCCUGAGGAACACCACAGGAAAUGUUCGGUUUAUGAUUGGACGGGAGAAGCCUGGCGAGCAGAGUGAAGUGGCCCAGCUGAUCCAGCAGACCCUGGAGCAGGAGCGCUGGCAGCGGGAGAUGAUGGAGCAGCGCUACGCCCAGUACGUUGAGGACGAGGACGAGACCGGUGAGUUUGCCACUGAUGAAGAGGAGGAGAUGAGCCCCAUGUUCCCCAAUGCCAUCGAGGUCUUCGAUCUGGCCGAGAACGAGGACAUGUUGUCCCCCAUUGAAAUGGACCCUGAGAAGCUGGCCCACAAGUUCAAGGAGCUCCAGAUAAAGCAUGCUGUAACCGAGGCCGAGAUCCAGCAGCUGAAACGGAAGCUGGCGCAUGCAGAGCAGGACAAGCUGCGCUGGCGCAUGGAGAAGGCGCAGCUGGAGCAGAGCGUGCAGGAGAACAAGGAGCGCAUGGAGAAGCUGGAGGGCUACUGGAUGGAGGCGCAGAGCCUGUGUCAGGCCGUUGACGAGCACCUGAAGGAGACGCAGGCCCAGUACCAGACCCUGGAGCGAAAGUACUGCAAGGCCAAGCGCCUCAUCAAGGAGUACCAACAGAAAGAGAUUGAGUACUUGAAGAAGGAGACGGCUCAGCGCCGGGCCCUGGAGGAGUCCGAGGCGUCUCACAAGGAGGAGACGGAGAAGCUCCAGGAUAAGGUAGUGGAGGAGGCGCAGAUAACGGAUUUGGAAUCCAAGGUGGAAGCACUGAAGACCUCUAACCCCUCAUAAAAGUGAAAUGAAGAGAGAGAGGUGCCUUUACCCUGGCCACCAUUUUAAAUUCCUUUCGCUGGCAGAUUGCAACAAAGACAAGAAAAAAAAAAGAGAAAGACUGUUUGGACGGGAUCCUGAAAGAAGCUGCACUGGGGGGUGUGGGGUUAAUGUAAGGGAACAGCGUAUUUCCAUCUGGCACCUUUCCUCCCUCGUCGUCCAGCCCAGGGUGUCCAGAGGUGACUGGUUCGCUUUUAUGUGCAUUCAGGUGUCUAUUGUUGAAUACCAUUUCUCUAUAGGCCCAUGUAAUUUCCGAAUGUGGAGAUCAUUGUCUUGUGUGUUUCUUUUGGGUUUUUUUUGUUCAUUUUUUUGGGGGGGGGGGGUUCCAUUUUAUGUACUAGCUGGGAAUACCGCCCCUAUUGGCUGCCUGCUUAUUUUGAUGACUUGCCCCCUCCAAGGCCGAGGUACUGAAAAUGACAACACUGAGGAACCUGGCUAUUCACGAUGUUUGUCUGUCCGGAUCUCGUCCUCCAGUGUGUUGUAAAUUAUCCGAAUUGAAUUUUUUUUGAUCUCAUAAAAGUAAACAAGUGCCCCUGUUUUCUGCCUGCCUCCAUUGUCAGUGAACCUGUUUGUACAGAUGAGAUGCAGCACAGUAUACCCUAUGAGGUGGGCUUGGUUUGUAUAUAUUCUUAAUAUAUAUAUUUAAAAUACAGUGGGUGAAAGUGAGAGAAAUUUGGGGUUUUGGGAGUGCUGGACAGUGCUCUGUAAUUGAUGGGGCAGUGGGGAAUCUUAAGGAGAGAGGCAUUUGAAGCUUUGAUUUCAAAUGUAUAUAUUGUACAGGCCACAAAAUAGGCAGUUGGAACUUUUUGGGGGGGGGGGGGGGAUUUUCUACUACCAACUGACAAACAGGGUGUGAUGACGUCCAAGCAUUCAACUCAGUUCAAUUACUAUGUCACUUGUGGAUUAUUAGUUAAAGAUCAACACUGAUGUUAGUUUGAAGAGCAGUAGCAUAUGAGUUUUAUAUCUGAGAUGAAUGGAGAACGUGUUUGCCAUUCAUCCAAAUGCCACAUCCUACCCAUGUUAUGAGUAACAGGAUUAGCUUGAAGAGGGGACGGAUUCCUUGCUUUCUCCAAGCUCCUGAAAUAACGUGUAGACUGCUUCAGGUGGUUUGUGUGCUAAUUAAAUAGGAAUUCAACAAACAAAAAAAACUGGAAAAGAUGUAAACACCCAACCAGUUAAUCCACUUCGGAUAUAUGAUGGUUCUCUGUGGCUCAGGCAGGGGUUUGAGUGGCUUGUACCAGAAAGGUAUAGCUGCCUUGACUUUAGUCUUAUUCUUCUGUGUAUUUAACUGACUGCUCAGUCGUCUAUUUUUAAGUCCCCAUUGACUCCAACGGUUUGUCGUCAGAAGCAUGUGCAUUCAGUACUUUUGUCUUUUUUUUUUUGCAUUUAUUCAUCCUUGAUUGUCUGAGGUCACAGACCUGUGCUGAUUGGACCCUUUAUUUCUCAUUCCUGGUGUUACUAUGGUAGCAGCGCAAUACAGUACUGGUGUUUUCUCAGGACUUACGUGCAGCGUGAUUUUGGAAUGCUCACAUUCUCACUGAAAGGUCAUUAAGUCGUUUCGGAUUUUGUUUGCUUAAUUACGUAGCUGUUGUGUAGCAAGUCUGUUUAACGGUCCAAAGCGGAUGUUUCUCUUCAGCCUCUGAAGUGCGGUCGGCUUGCAGUUUUCAUUGCCUGUAUUCUACCCUGGUGGAAUGUUGUAAAAGCCAUUAGAGAUUUUAAUAAGGUGGUAACCAAAGCAAAUGGGGAAAGGUUAUGUAAGGCUAACUGAGUUACAGUGCCCUGCUUCACCAGUGGAUUAGUGCUAAGAAAAGCAUGUCUGUUCUACUGCACCUUGACUCUGGAAUUGCCAGCGUGUUGUAAAGAAUGUCUCUGUUUUCACCUCAUUUCUGUGUUACUGCUCUCCACUGGGGUUUAUGUUACUUUACUUUAGUAAUUGCUACAUUUCUUGCUGGCCACUUCUGCCAAAAUCUCACUUACUGUGCUGCAAUUUUUAAUCUGUUGAGCUAGUGACUUAAGCUUUGCAAAAAAUGUUUCCUUUCUUUUUUUGGGGGGGGGGUCAUAUGAUAAAAAACACACUCCUGUGAGUGCCAUUCCUGGAUCCGCCUUGAAACCAUUGGGAUCAAAAUCUACUCAAGGAAAGAAAAACAAACCUCUCAGCUGCGUGCAUGGUAUACAUGUGCAAAAUGAUGCUCAUUUUUAUUUUAUUUUGGAGCUGUUUCUUAACUAUAAGCAGAGAUGAGAGAUGAGAACAAAGGGAAUGAAUGUCCCGUGUUAAGUACGCAUAUAUGAGGUGCUGAUGCAUUAAGUGUUAAUCCUGUGUUCCCCACCCGUAUUGUUUAAGAUGAUUUAAUUGCAGUGUUUGGACCAAGUAUGUCUGUGCCAUCGGGUAGUUGUCAUUGCUGUGAUUUCCUCUGGGGAAAUUUCUCACUAGAAUCAUUUUAGCGCUGAAAAAGUAUUUAUUUACAAAUAAAAGUAUCUUCAGCACUCUGCUGGAAUGCGGGCAUAGAGUAUUAAAACCACGGUAGUAUAGUGUAUCUUGCAACGGACACAUUGGACAUCUUAUUUUAUUGAGUAAGUCAAACGUAUUUAAUUCUCAAUUCAGAUUUUGUCACUGAUUUGACUGGUGCCUUUGUACUGCAUGAGGCGAGAGCAAAGGCAAACUCAAGAAUGUCUUCAGUUCUGCUUUCCUUCUGAAAAAUAGUGCAAUAUCAUUAGGGCAGAGUCCUCUAUUCUUUGUAUUAGCUAGAGCAUUUUUGGUGUUGCCUGUACACUAGAAGAAGCUGGCCAGCUCAUUGGUCAGGGCAAAAGGGACUCACAGUUUGAGGGCAAGAUCAUUCAGCAGUGAAGUCUGUGGCUGCCGCUUUGCAUUCGAAAUGUCCGAAAUGUCAUUCAUUGGAAAUCUGCAUUCGGACCUGCAACUGAGCAACUGAAGCAGGCCUUUUGUUUGCAUGUUAAUCACCAUGGUUACUGUCAUCAUGAUGUAUGGCCAAUCCCGUUACAUUUGUAUCACUGUAACUUGCGCGAUUGUUCAGGGACACAGACAGGAAAACAAACUUUAAACCCAGCGGCAAGCGGACCGGGGAGUGGGUGCCAAGAGAACCAACAUGGCGGGUGUACUGGUUUUGGCAGUGUACCACACUGGAAAGCACAUCAAUCUCCCUCAGUGUAUUAUAGCCAUUUCAUACAUUCCUGUUUUAUUGAUGCUUGAUCUACCUUUUGUAUUGAACGGGAAAACGAACUGCCUGUUCUUUUCCUUUGCUGAACUGUUACGUAAGCAGUCAUACACUCCUGCCGUCAUUUGCUUCUUGGCAAAUGAGACUCCCUGCGUUGGAAAUGCCCUUGCCGACUUCAACAGCAUUAGGAUGGAUCUGACAACCAUAAAUCCCAGGAAAGCAGUUUUAUUCUGCGUUUUUCAAGCUGUGCUUUUAUUUUCUUGAGGUUUUUCAAAUGAAGACAAGGACAAGACUGGCGGAGCAGAACUCCAAGUGAGAAAGGAACAUCAGGAACCACAGCUGGAACUUCCAGCCAAAUGUCACCCAUUUACCUCUACCAUUACAGCCAAACUGCUGACAUGUACUAACCUGCCCAGUACCACUUCUGUAACGUUCUGUAUCUGAUGGUGUGCAGUGCUUGUGAGUCUCUCAAACUAGUUGCAGUAAGAAGUGAUGAUAUUUGAGAGCCUACGUUUCAGUUUUUUACAGAGUGGUGGUCUGCCACAAGUGAGCCAGUUUGUACAGAGGCAAAGGGAAAAGCCACACCUGUAAAAUGUGGUGAGGUAGCAUGCUUGAAACUGCGUGCAGGAAAACAAAGAGACACAGAGCAAGUGGGUAUCAAGUCUAGCAGUGCAAUGUAAUAGACUAGAUUUAAAGCAACGUUUUCUUACUGUAUUAUACAGCUUUUUUUAACAAGCACCUUGAAUUGUACAUUUUGCUUUUUUGUUGGUGAGGUGUGUGCGGAUAUUAAAUGCCUUGAUAUUGUGAUAAUGUAGCAGGAAAUCAUUCCAGAUACCUGUUUCAACCAAGGGGAAAUUAGAACUAAUCCUGCAUUAAUACGCAAGCAUUACUAUUUGAGGACUUUUUAUUUUAUUUUUUUUUGGAACUUUUUCCCCUCUGUAGUUUGCAAAAAAAACCCUGGAAGGGGAAAAAAUUCAACAUUCAUUUGUUCCAUUUUAACAGUUUCACUCUGAAUCAAGUAUACAUUAUACAUUCGUGCAUAAUUUACAGUCAUAAAUAAAUAGGGAUGUGCUGAAAAAAA